CAGUUGCGUACGGCCACGCGACCGGUUGUUCGGUGCGCGUGUUCGCGCCGCGAGUAAUUCUCGGUUCUCUUAUCUGCGCGGUGGAAGGCGGGUGCGCUUAAAGACGAAUAUAGACCUGGCAUCUCGUCGACGCCGGUCGCGGAAUGGAGACCGUUUCUCUGUCCAAGGGAGUAUUUGCUCACAAGGGAAGUUACAAAAUUGGAAGGAAGAAAAGGAACGUUAAAUGCCCGGCGUAUCUCAAUGAACCAUGGUACAUCGCGUACAACGAAACGUGGGCAUAUAUCGAGCAGGCUGCCGAGAAUGUCAGAUCGAAAAUGUUCCAACAAGUUAUAUCCAAUUUGGAAUCCUUCGUGUCGAAAAUAAAAGCGACUCCAUUGAAUGUGUCGCCCCACGAAAUAGCGACGGCUAUUUUGUUAACAGGAGUGAAUGUCCCCGAUCAUACGACGCUUUUCGACACGACAGUGUCCAAGCUCGGUAAGAUCACGUCGCACUUAGCGGUGGUUUGGAGCAGAAAUUGCAACGGCGUGAAAAGCAUCAUCGAGGACACCGUGUAUCAAUUUCUUCGGGGCGCGACUUACAGAUCGGAAUUGAAUGAUGGUCCCGAAGUGCGUAAAAGCCAAUGCACCAUGCGUGUUUUAAAAAAGUCCUUUGCGGAGAACCACGAUCCCGAGGAUCCCUUAGUUGUAAUCCUGCCGGAUUUUGAAAGCUUCUCCACUAAUGUGUUACACGACUUCAUCCUGGUGUUGAGCUCGUACAGAAGCACACUCAAGUUCGUGCUUAUUUUCGGUGUUGCGACCACGUUGCAUAUCGUGCAUAAAUCAUUGACGUACGACGUUACAUCAAAGUUAGUGGUGCAGGUAUUCUACACACAGACGCAAGUGAAAACGCUGUCCGAUGUGUUGGAGGGUACUGUUUUCUCCACGAAGAUUCCGUUUAAACUGAUCGGCCGCGCGUUUCAAUUGCUGACCGACAUUUUUCUGUUUUACGACUUUUCGGUAGAUAACUUCCUACAAAAUUACAAGAUAUGCAUGAUACAACAUUUUUACGAGAACAAUGUAAGCUCCCUGUGCUGUCAACCGGAAGACAUUAAGGACAGAAUGUCCAAGCUCACUGACGAAAAUAUCGCGGAAAUUAAGAGUUUACCGUCCAUCGCUAAAUAUUUGAAAACGUCCAGUGAAAUGGCGAAUGGAGGUGAAGGGCUCGGCGAUGAAGAAUUCAUGAAACUGUUGGGGCAAUUGUUAAAUAAAUUUCAUGGAUUUAUGGAUCAAUUUUUAAUUGUUUUGAGAUGUUUGCACUGCCUGAUUGCGUCAUUGCCAGGCUCGCCGAUGGGCAAACAGUUGCGGGAGGUUUAUACCAGAGCGGUUUACACGAAUGACCUCACGGAAUCCACCGAAUACAAAGAGUGUCUGAAAUUACUGGGAUUUUUGUCGAAAGAGGAACUCCUCUCGAAACUCGAGUCUGUCGUAACAAUUGUCGAGGAGUCCAAAGAUCCGGAAAUGAAGAAAAUUAAGAUCACCCUCGACAAUCACAUCGCGGCGAUUCGAGAGGCUAGUUUAAGCACCACGGCGACUUCUUCCAAAAUCAUCACCGUGGAAGAGAAACUCAGUCGUAUGCAACUAAAGGAGAAAUUGCUCAAAAUGAGUCAGCAACAGUCGCGCUCCGCUUACAAGCAGGCGCAGUUUGACCUGAUCGAUUACCUGGACCGAAAAGUAUUCUCCGUUCAUCUGAUCGAUCCGAGUCGCGUGACGGCUCACGAGAUAUUUUGCUACGGCGACGGGAACCAGGCGAAGCAUCACAUUCGCGGCUCUUUGCGGGCCGCCAUGCACACGGGAUUGAGCGAUCCGCAGAUGUAUCUGGACUGCGACUGCUGCAAAUUGGAGAACGACGACGACAUCCCGCGCACGCUCCCCGAUCUGAGUAUAAUUUAUAAGCUGCACUUGGAGUCCAGGAAGCUGAUCAAUAUGUACGACUGGCUGCAGGCGUUCCUGACGAUCGUGGAUCCGCAGGCUCAGUCUACGGAGCAACGCGACGUGGAUCCGCAACUGCAAGCUCGGUUUACUCAAGCGGUCGCCGCUCUGCAGUUUCUCGGCUUCAUCAAGACUUCUCGAAGGAAGACGGAUCAUGUAAAGCGCCUUACGUAACAAUAAUAUCGCGCGUUUGAUUGUUUGCUCGGCUCGUCCGCGCGGCUUAUUACGUAUGCGCCGCCGUAUGAAUAUGUGUUCCUGAGUUAUUCUGUUUUUGUGCUAUUUAUACUAAUGAAUAAAUUAAUAUUGAAAUGAAUAUAUUUGAACGUUUUCCACCGGGCAAUUUAACUUUUUCAGUACGCCGAAGCAUGCGGGUGUGUUUGGCUUUUUUUUCGAAUUUUAACAUUACCGACAAAUUAAAAAACGAAUAAUGUAUUCGCCAUAGAGGUGGUAAUUUUAAAACGUUUUGUUUGGUUGUGCCAUGGAUUUCAAUUGAAUAAAAUAUAAGCAGAAAAUUAAA
Molecule: messenger RNA, 2484 nt
Organism: Vollenhovia emeryi
Lineage: Eukaryota; Metazoa; Arthropoda; Insecta; Hymenoptera; Formicidae
Gene: Orc3
Product: origin recognition complex subunit 3
Exons: 14
Coding region: 144-2141 (665 amino acids)
Biological process (GO): DNA replication initiation; DNA replication
Cellular component (GO): DNA replication preinitiation complex; nuclear origin of replication recognition complex; nuclear pre-replicative complex
Molecular function (GO): DNA replication origin binding
Source: RefSeq, a predicted model, not a curated record